Dicentrarchus labrax (European seabass) is the source of this 1774-nucleotide messenger RNA. RefSeq names its product troponin I, fast skeletal muscle. Gene Ontology annotation, cellular component: troponin complex. The transcript is spliced from 7 exons. Bases 129 to 671 code for a protein of 180 amino acids. The record is from RefSeq and is a predicted model, not a curated record. Gene Ontology annotation, biological process: muscle contraction. NCBI's taxonomy places the organism in Eukaryota, Metazoa, Chordata, Actinopteri, Moronidae.
AAUCCACUUCCAUAAAGAGAAAGUGGAGGAUUUAGAGGGCUAUCAGAGAUUGCAAUAUAUACCUUCUUAACACUUCGUCUGCCUGGGACUCUGGGACUCUUUAACACGCUCCACUCGGUUAAAGUAACAUGGAUCCUGCAGCUAAGAUGGUUGAUGAGAAAAGACUGUCUGCGAGGCGUAAGCAUACUCUGAAAAGCUGUAUGCUGGUGGUGGCCAAUAAUCUGUUGGAGGCCGAAUCAACUGUGAAGGUGAAGGAGAGGGAGACGUUCCUGGCGGAUAAAUGUCCUCCUUUGGAGCUGCCGUACUCCAAGGACGAGCUCGAGGAACUUUGCAAGAAACUCCAUGAGGAGAUUCACAUCAGUGAGGAGGAGAGAUACUGCAUAGAGUUCAAGCUCAACAUGGUUCUCAAUGAGGUCAGAGACCUCAACAUAAAGAUUGUGGAUCUGAGGGGAAAGUUCAAGAGACCCCGUCUGAAGAAAGUGCGUAUGUCCGCCGACGCCAUGCUGAAGGCUCUGCUGGGCUCCAAGCACACGGUCAACAUGGACCUGAGAGCCAACCUGAAGCAGGUCAAGAAGGAGGUGAAAGAGGAGGACAAGCAGCUGCGCGAUGUGGGCGACUGGCGUAAGAACAUCGAAGACAAGUCUGAUAGGAAGAAGAUGUUCGAUGGUUAAAUGUGAUCUGUCGUCAAUCGUUUUCGGGACAGAAUUCAGGUUUAAUGUCUUUGUAACUGAAGAGUUUUAUUCCAAAAAUACUGCAUAUCCACUGUAAAACCUACCUUAUUGAACAGAAGAGUUGGGAGGUUAUAUUGAUCAACAAGCGAGCGUUAUUAAGCUUUAUUGGUGGGGGUAAAGUAGGUGAUGAAUGGCCUUAAUCGUUUAAAAGUGAUGAUAGUUGAUUGCGUAAAAUUAUAUUCGUACCUUAUCCUUCUGCGAUGUGUGGAGGAGGCGGAGUUCGGGUAGUUUUUGGAUAUCUUAAACGUUGGAAUAAAACUCUUCAGUUGAAUCUAAGCUGCCUUCUGCUUUCUGCCUGUAUUGACACUGUACUGUGAUGUAUUUGUACUGUACGUACUGAUGUCAGUUAGGGUUAGUAACUAAAAUACUGCCGUACCUGCGAUGUACCGUCAUAAAAAACCUACACAGCUACAGCUGCCCUUGUAUAAUCACCUUCAUUUACUCUGUGUGUUGCUUAUAUGAUACUAUUUUUAUUUAUUUAUUGCUUUUACUUCAAAAGAGAUAUGUCUUACAACAUAUCUCUUCUGCAUUAAAAAUAAUAAUAAAACUAGCAUCAUAUGAACUGACAGCUGAAGAAAUACACUUUUAUUUCACUGUUUAACAUCUUUUGUAAUACAAAAUGAGUGAAUAAUGCCUACUAGAGUUCUGUUAAUUAACUCAUCCACAUGCAGACAAAUCAUCGAGUCAUCGUUAGGCCAUUUUGUUCCAUAAAGCUUCAGGCUAACGCAGAUUUAGCUUAUUUUCAAAUGUAAUUAAUCAAUUGUUAAUAAAUCUGUCUCAUUCUAACUCUAUGCUAAUUGUCUGCUUCCAUCCAUGCGUGUCACAUGUUCGAUGUCCGGUGGAGAGUUGGCAAGAAACAAAGAGUUUAGCAAGCUAACGGUCAGUAAAGCAAGAAACACUCCUCUGUUGCAGAAGUUUUUAGUUCAGCCGACUUUCUGUACUAAACAACAUCAUGUCAUCUUUUCUAAACUGUUCAAACAGGAAUGUGAUGUACUUUUCUCGUCUUGUUGCUGUCACAUUAAAUACAAGAAGCUUCACGUUUA